Molecule: messenger RNA, 1289 nt
Organism: Triticum aestivum (bread wheat)
Lineage: Eukaryota; Viridiplantae; Streptophyta; Magnoliopsida; Poales; Poaceae
Exons: 6
Coding region: 197-1078 (293 amino acids)
Biological process (GO): biosynthetic process
Cellular component (GO): cytoplasm
Molecular function (GO): isomerase activity
Source: RefSeq, a predicted model, not a curated record
GUGACGAGAAGUUUUUUUUGGGGGGCUACCCUGUCGGGUGUCGUUCACUCGUUCACAAGGAAGGAAAGCCCAUCGUCUCCAUCUCGUCAACUCGCCAUCGCUGAUUACUAGUACUACUCAGUAAUCAUCAGCAGCUUGUUACAACUCAUACUCACGCAACUUUGGAGCAGCGGCCGCCGACGCCGACGCCGCGUCCAUGGAAAUGGGCAAGAAAGCCAUCCGAUACGCCGUGGUGGACGCCUUCGCGACUGAGCCGUUCAAGGGCAACCCCGCCGCGGUGUGCCUCCUCGAGGACGACAACGCCGCGGACGAGCGGUGGAUGCAGUCGGUUGCCACCGAGUUCAACCUCUCGGAGACCGCCUUCCUCGUCCGCGACUUCUCCCGGCGCGCCAGCGCCGCGCCGCUCUUCCACCUCCGAUGGUUCACUCCCGUCACCGAGGUCGACCUGUGUGGGCACGCGACGUUGGCCUCCGCCCACUUCCUCUUCACGGCCGUUCUCCCGGAGCAUGGCAUGAUCGAGUUCAUGACCAAGUCCGGUAUCCUGACUGCGAAAAAAGUUCCCCCGCCAGGGGGCGCAGGCGAGGCCCACGGGAAGCUGUUUAUUGAGCUGAAUUUCCCCAUGAUUGAUUUCCUGGGCUGCAACGAGAUGCCGUCGAUUCCGGAGACCCUAAACGGCGCACCAGUGGUCAGUGUUCACAAAUCGGCGGCCGACGGUGAUCUCAUUGUGGAGCUUUCUUCAGCACAAGAGGUUGCCGACAUCCUUCCUAACAUCGAUGAAAUUAAAAAGUUGUCAUGUGGUGGUAUCAUGGUUACAGGACCGGCACCUGCUGGAUCUGGUUAUGACUUCUUCACACGUUUAUUCUGCCCGAAAUUUGGGAUGGAUGAGGACCCUGUCACUGGCAGUAUACAUUGUGUAUUGGGACCCUAUUGGGGUAGAAAGCUUGGGAAGCAAAAACUGACGGCAUUUCAAGCAUCUCCAAGGGGUGGAACGCUAUACCUGGAACUGGAUGACGCAAAUCGGAGAGUGAAGAUCCAAGGAGAAACUGUUACUGUCAUGACCGGGACGCUCCUGGCGUAACAUGUCAUCUAGGCAUGCUUGCUUUGUAGGGAAAUCACUGUCGGGCUUGUAAUAUGAACAAUCGUUGUGGGCAAUUACUCUAGGCUGCUCUGUGGUGGUUUUAGAACUUCCAGCGGUUUCUUGAAGGUCACUCCGCCGGUGUAUGAUCUGUGCAAGGCCACCAAUAUUUUCCAGUAACCUCUUCCCACAUAGUUAUAUCCUAGCAAACGUU